GUGGAGGAAACACAAGAAUCUUGUAACUCCAGCACUCAUGGUGGUACUGAGGUGCCCGGGUCACAUAAAGGUAGACCUCUUCACUUCUACUGCUCCUGAAGUCAUCACACUGCUCUCAGCGUUUGUGUAGAGCAGCUUAAGUCCUGCGUGACACAAAAGGAUGCACUUGUGCUAAAGAGGAUUCAUCCCAGAAGCUUUUGCAGACAGCUGAAGCCAGCAGACAGUCAGAGCUGUCAGCGCUGUGAGGCUCAUCUCUGUGGAUCCACGGCUGAUCAGGCUUUCUGCUGCUGAUUUCCUCACCAGAGGAGAGGGGCGAGCAUUUAUCACAAGGACUGAAAGGACCGCAUGAUCAGAGGCUGCAGAGUGAAGGGAUCACCAUGAGGACCAAAGAAUUCCUCCUGAGCUGCAUUACCAUGGCUCUACUGCUCCAUCUCUCCCUGGCUGGUCUGAUCAAUGUCAUUCGCCAUAAAAGAGACGCCCUGAUGCCCAAGAAAACCCAGGAGAACCUCACUCUGCCACAUCCUGACCAGCCAGUGGUGUUUAAUCAUGUCUACAACAUCAACGUUCCCGACACGUCGCUGUGCUCCGUGGACCUUGACUCACCGGGUGGAACUAAGCUCAAAACGGAGAGUUCUGCAAUGGAUAUGGCAAACAGAGAGCACAUGGAGCAUACGCUGGAUGCAGAAAAUCAGAUCGUUUUCACUCAUCGUAUCAACAUCCCCAAACAAGCAUGCCGCUGUGACAACCAGCAGCCAGACCUGAAGCACAUCCUAAACCGACUGGAGAUGUUAGAGUCAGAACUUUCUGCUUUAAGAGAGCAGUGCAACGGUGGAGCCGCCUGCUGUGGAGCUCAGGUUACAGGGGAAGUGUCUACAAGGCCCUACUGUAAUGGACGUGGAAACUGGAGUAGUGAGACCUGCAGCUGCUCAUGUGAACCAGGAUGGAAAGGCCCCAACUGCACAGAACCUGAGUGCUCCAAUGAGUGUCAGGACCAGGGUCGAUGCGUGGAGGGCAGGUGUGAAUGUUUCGAGGGCUUUGUUGGGGAUGACUGUAGUAUUGAGGUCUGCUUAGUGGACUGUGGUGACUACGGUCAAUGUGUUGAAGGGUCUUGUCUCUGUGAGGAUGGCUUCAUUGGUGAGGACUGUUCCCAGACCAACUGCCCAAACAACUGUCUUGGUCGAGGACAAUGUGUGGAAGAUGAGUGUAUUUGUGAUGAGCCAUGGACAGGAUUUGACUGCUCUGAGCUCAUCUGUCCUAACGACUGCUAUGACCGAGGGCGCUGUGUUAAUGGUACCUGCUACUGUGAAGAAGGCUUUACUGGAGAAGACUGUGGUGAGCUCAGCUGCCCUGACGGCUGUAAUAACCAAGGCAUGUGUGUGAAAGGCCAUUGUGUGUGUCACAGUGGUUACAGUGGAGUGGACUGCUCCAAGCUCAUGUGCCCCAAAAGUUGCAACGAGAGAGGUCAUUGCUUCAAUGGGAAAUGCAUCUGUGACCCUGGGUUUGGAGGUGAAGACUGCUCAAUCCUCUUGUGCCUUGACAACUGCAGCAACAGGGGUCAGUGCAUUAAUGGAGAGUGUGUGUGUGACAUAGGAUACCAAGGUGAAGAUUGCAGUGAGCUUUCCUGUCUUAACAAUUGCCAAGACCAGGGCCGCUGUGUCAGUGGACAGUGCAUAUGUGACAAAGGAUUCACUGGAGAAGACUGCAGUACCAAGACCUGCCCUAGAGACUGCUUAGGAAGAGGAGAGUGUCUGGAUGGAAAGUGUGUGUGCUUUGUGGGCUUCACAGGAAAAGACUGUGCCGAGCUUACCUGUCCCAAUGACUGCCUGGAUCAGGGUCACUGUGUCAAUGGCCAAUGUGUUUGUCAUAAAGGUUUCACCGGAGAGGACUGCAGUGAGAAGACAUGUCCCAACAACUGUCUGGACAGAGGCCAUUGUAUUGAUGGCAGCUGCAUGUGUUACGAGGGUUUUACAGGGCUGGAUUGCUCCGUUAUACCCUGCCCAGGAGACUGCCAUAACCAGGGGCGCUGUGAGAAUGGAGUGUGUGACUGUGACGAGGGCUUCGUAGGGGAGGACUGCUCUGAGGUUUCACCACCCAAGGACCUUACAAUACUAGAGGUUACCCCAGAAACUGUGGACCUGUCAUGGCAGAACGAAAUGCGUGUGACAGACUACCUGAUCACCUAUGCACCCACGGCUCCUGGAGGUUUGGAGCUUGAGCUUCUUGUACCUGGCAACCAGAAGGAAGCCACUGUUCGGGAACUUGAACCUGGUGUGGAGUACCUGAUCAGUGUCUUUGCUGUUUUAAACAACAAGAGGAGUGUUCCUGUUAGUGCUAAAGUGGCAAUGCAUCUUCCUGAGGCUGAAGGUCUAAAGUUUAAAUCAGUGCGAGAAACCUCAGUGGAAGUGCAAUGGGACCCACUGGACAUUCCUUUUGAUGGCUGGAAUCUCAUCUUCAGAAACACGAAAGAGGAAGACGAUGAGAUUUUCAACUCCCUCGGCCGCCCAGAAACUACUUUUGAGCAGUCAGGCCUGGGUCCAGGCCAGGAGUAUGAGGUCAAACUGGAGGUGGUGAAGAACAAAAAGCGUGGACCACCUGCUGCCAAGAAUGUCAUCACAAGGAUUGAUGCCCCCAGCCAGGUGGAUGUGCGUGACGUGACUGAAACCACAGCAUUGGUGACUUGGUUCCAGCCUGUGGCCACUGUGGAUGGUCUCAGCAUUUCCUUCUGGCCCAGUUUAAACCCAGCUAAUCGAAAUGUGAUUGAAUUGUCCUCCAGUGACACCCAGUACCACCUGGGAGGCCUCACUCCUGAUGCCCAGUACGAGGUGUCUCUGACAGCAAAGAGAGGAGGUCAAACCAGCUUACCAGUGAAUAACUCCUUCAUAACAGAUCUGGAUGCUCCCAGAGACCUUCAGACCAUGGAACUAACAGAUGAGAGCAUCACACUAGAAUGGAAGAACAGUCGGGCUCAUGUGGACCAGUACCGCAUCAAGUAUGGCCCACUGUCUGGAGGCGAACAUGGAGAAUUGCUCAUCCCUCGCGGACCCAAAGACUCCACCCAGGCUAAGAUCACUGGCCUGAGACCAGGAACUGAGUAUGGAAUGGGCGUGACAGCCAUAAAAGAUGAACGGGAGAGUAUCCCUGCCACUACCAAUGCAGUUACAGCUCUGGAUUCUCCUAAAGACCUGACUGUGGCUGAGGUGACCGAGACCUCCAUGACGCUGGAGUGGAAACGCCCCCUGGCUAAACUGGACACCUACAAACUAGUCUAUGUUGCUGCUGACGGCCACAGGGUUGAAGACCUGAUUCCAGCCAGCUCUGAAACCCACACACUCAGAGGCCUGACUCCUGGCAUGCUGUAUACUAUCAGCAUGACUGCAGAGAGAGGCCACAGAGCCAGCCGACCUGCCACCAUCUCAGCACCCACAGCUCUGGAUUCUCCUAAAGACCUGACUGUGGCUGAGGUGACCGAGACCUCCAUGACGCUGGAGUGGAAACGCCCCCUGGCUAAACUGGACACCUACAAACUAGUCUAUGUUGCUGCUGACGGCCACAGGGUUGAAGACCUGAUUCCAGCCAGCUCUGAAACCCACACACUCAGAGGCCUGACUCCUGGCAUGCUGUAUACUAUCAGCAUGACUGCAGAGAGAGGCCACAGAGCCAGCCGACCUGCCACCAUCUCAGCACCCACAGCUCUGGAUUCUCCUAAAGACCUGACUGUGGCUGAGGUGACCGAGACCUCCAUGACGCUGGAGUGGAAACGCCCCCUGGCUAAACUGGACACCUACAAACUAGUCUAUGUUGCUGCUGACGGCCACAGGGUUGAAGACCUGAUUCCAGCCAGCUCUGAAACCCACACACUCAGAGGCCUGACUCCUGGCAUGCUGUAUACUAUCAGCAUGACUGCAGAGAGAGGCCACAGAGCCAGCCGACCUGCCACCAUCUCAGCACCCACAGAAAUUGCCUCACCGAAGGGCCUCCGCUUCUCGGAGGUGACUGACACGUCUGCCACUUUUCACUGGGCACGACCGAGAACUCAGGCAGACAGUUACCAGGUCACCUACGUCCCCGCCCACGGAGGUACUUCUAAAACUCUGACAUUGGAUGGUUCUGAGUCUCAGACACUGCUGCCCAACCUCACACCGGGGGUCACCUACCAGGUUACCAUUGUUGCUCUUGAAGGCCGAAGGGAAAGUAAGCCUGGAUCGGACAGCGUUACCACAGCUCUGGAUAAGCCCCGUGGUUUGACAGCAGCCAACAUCUCAGACUCCGAGGCCUUGCUGCUAUGGCAGCCUGCCAUUGCCACUGUGGACGGUUAUGUCAUCACAUACAGUGCAGAUUCUGGUCCUCCAGUGAUGGCGCGUGUGUCUGGAAAUGUGGUGGAGUUUGAGAUGAGCUCUCUGACGCCGGCGACUCACUACACAGUGAAGGUCUAUGCUGUGAGGGAGCUGGCUAAGAGUGCAGCCACUACAACAGAGUUCACUACAGAUGUUGACGCCCCUGUGGACCUCACAACCAGUAACAUCCAGACUGAGAAUGCCUUACUCACUUGGAAGCCUCCCCGGGCUGACAUCACUGGGUACAUCCUCAGCUUCCAGUCAGCUGGCGGCACCAUCCGGGAAGUGGUGCUGAGUCCCACUGCUGGAUCAUACAAUAUGGCCCAGCUGAGUGCUUCUACCGAGUAUUCAGUCCAGCUGCAGGCCCUCGCUGGUCCCAAGAGAAGCAGAGUCAUUAGUACUGUCUUCACCACCACUGGCGUUCUGUACCGGUACCCUCGGGACUGCUCCCAGGCCCUGCUGAAUGGGGACACCUCGUCAGGCCUGUACACCAUCUACCUGGGUGGAGAUGACAACCAGCCCCUGCAGGUUUACUGCGACAUGAGCAGCGACGGAGGUGGCUGGAUUGUUUUCCUCAGACGCCAGAGUGGCAGACUGGAGUUCUUCCGCAACUGGAAAAACUACACAGCUGGUUUUGGGGACAUGAAUGAUGAAUUUUGGCUUGGUUUGUCCAACCUGCACAAGAUCUCGUCUGGAGGACAGUAUGAGCUGCGGGUCGACCUGAGAGAUAAGGGAGAGACUGCCUAUGCCCAAUAUGACAAGUUCUCUGUGUCUGAACCACGAACCCGGUACAAAGUCCAUGUGGGAGGAUACAGCGGGACAGCAGGUGACUCUAUGACGUACCACCAUGGACGUCCCUUUUCCACUUAUGAUCAUGACAACGACAUAGCUGUCACCAACUGUGCUCUGUCCUACAAGGGAGCCUUCUGGUACAAGAAUUGCCACCGAGUAAACUUGAUGGGACGAUAUGGAGACAACAGUCACAGCAAGGGUGUCAACUGGUUUCACUGGAAAGGACACGAGCACUCCAUUGAGUUUGCCGAGAUGAAGAUCCGUCCAUCUAACUUCAGAAACCUGGAGGGACGAAGGAAACGAUCUUAAAGAUGUCUCACCAACAACAUUAGCAACAUUUCUCUUUCUGGACCCUUCACACACACACACACACACACACACACACACACACACACACACACACACACACGCACACACACACACACACACACACACACACACACACACCUACUCUUCAGCAGCCAAAGUGUCUACCAGGUCACUUCCAGAACCAGGUAAAUUAGAGAAAUUGAUAAACAAACCUCUUCCCAGCAUCUAACAUCAAAGAGUCUAUAUUUACUGGAUCUGAUCCAGAACUUCACCCAGAUCUGAUUUUCCAUUUUAAUUUGUCACAUCAUCUGGUUUUGACCCACCCCAUUUGGCUUGGUUCUGACCCAUCCUGGGAGGCCUUUUUUGAUCUGUUCCACGAGACCUGGUUCUGACCCGUUCCACGAGGCCUGGCUCUGACCCGUUCCACGAGGCCUGGCUCUGAUCCGUUCCAUGAGGCCUGGUUCUGACCCGUUCCAUGAGGCUUGGUUCUGAGCCGUUCCGGGUGACCUGGUUCUGACCCGUCCUGAGAAGCCUGGAUUGGUCAGUUACAGAGCAUUUGUGUUUCUGGUCCAAAACAGUCAGAACACCUUUAUAUAACAUUCUCCAACAGAAGAUGGACCAGAACAGAACCCCUUUGGUGCUGCCCAGAUGUCACACAUCUGCCUCCCUCGUUGACUGUUCUCAGCCCCCACCCUGCCUCCACCUCCCACCUCGGACAUUGAUGUUUCCCAGAAGGCAUUGUUUUGUAUUUAGGGUAUGUUACGGGCCUGUUAUGCAAAAUAUGAUAACAUGCAGUGAUUUCACCUUGAUUGUUGUUGUUGUUGUUGUUGUUGUUGUAUCUUUUUGGAAAAAAAGAAAAUGGAAAAUACAUGUUAAACAAAAGUGGCUGUGAUGCUCAAAACACAAAAUAAAGGAAAAAAAUCUAUUCUAAUUUGAUAUCCAAUAUUUAUAGGUGGGCCUGAAUGUUUUGUUGGUAAACAGUAGUCAGUGGGAAAUCAAAAACAUGAGAAUUGAUUACUUUUACUCUCCCUAUUUGUAGAAGCCCCGCCCCUUCCCUUACCUCUGAAAGACUGCCUGUGUAAAUGAGGAUGUUUUAUUGGUUUGUCUGUUUAGAAUCAGAACUGGAGUUGUAUAUGUAAACUGUGUAAACAAUAAACCAGUUUGUUUUAAACACUUAGAA
This is a messenger RNA of Nothobranchius furzeri (turquoise killifish), 6615 nucleotides long. RefSeq names its product tenascin. NCBI's taxonomy places the organism in Eukaryota, Metazoa, Chordata, Actinopteri, Cyprinodontiformes, Nothobranchiidae. The record is from RefSeq and is a predicted model, not a curated record. Gene Ontology annotation, biological process: regulation of cell adhesion; neuron projection development. Gene Ontology annotation, molecular function: protein binding.